GCCAAUAAGAGUUGUCUUCUACGAAAUCUGGGAUAAAGCCUUCGAAUAAUGUGUUGUUUAAUAGUAAUGUUUAACGAAUAUCUUGUCAACAAUUCUUAUAUUGUAAGGACUUCCUAUUUCUAAAUUCGACUAGUGUUAGGGCACAUGAGUAAUGAGAUUCGAACGUUGAAGAAUUUUCCCAAGACUUCAUUGAGAUUGAAAGUUCUACGCGAAAUCGUCUCGUUCAUACAUCGUAGUGUGCGACUACUUACAGAAAAGCUGAAAGCAUUCAAUAUGCUUAGCAAGGGCAUAGGAAAGCAACUCGACAUGAUGUGGUUUACUGGCAAAGUAGAUUUAGCCACUCAGAAAGGUGAACUUUUCUUCGACUUGAUUGAAGAAUGCAAACAUGCAGCCCCAGGAGCCAGACUGUCAUAUCAGCUAAGGAUUCAGUUAGAGCGAUUCUGUAGAGAGGUUAGAAGGGAAAUAGCUUGUCGUGUAAAGGAUGGGUGUGCACCUUUGUUUAUAGCUUGUAAACGAGGACAUGUAGAAAUCGUUGAAUAUCUUAUCACUGUGUGCAAUGUUGAUUUGGAACAACGUGGACUGUAUGAGGUACCAGAUGAUCACUCAGUGCAUUGUGUAACACCAUUAUGGUGUGCUGCAGUGUCAGGAAAGCUUGCUGUUAUUAAAUGUUUAGUGGAGCAUGGUGCAAAUGUGAAUUCAGUCUCAGACACUGGUUCAACACCUGUUCGUAGUGCCUGUUUCAUGACACACCUUGAUAUAGUGUCAUAUCUAGUUGAGAAUGGUGCAGACAUUCUCCGCCCUAAUUACAAUGGUGGUACAUGCCUCAUUAAUUCUAUUCAGAGUGUUCAACUGUGUUUAUAUCUACUCCAACAUGGAGCAUUAGUAAAUGCAAGUGACAUUCAAAACAAGACACCAUUACAUUAUGCCAUUCAGGAACAUCGAUUCGAGACGACAAAAUUAUUACUGGAUAAUGGAGCAGAUCCACAUGCAAGAAGCCGGUACAAUGAUGAUGCUCUGCAGACGGCUUGUUUGAAAGGAGCUACGCAUAUUUUUGAUUACCUCAUUGGUCAGGUGACGUAUAACCUAGAACGUGUGGCAGAUGCCCAUGAGCUUAUGGGCUCGACCUUCUUAGAUGAACAUAAUGAUACUGCAGCUGCAUUAAGACAUUGGCGCAUUGCCACACACGUACGUAACACCUUCGGGGCAUCAGAUAAUGAACCCAUACCAAAACGACCAGUGAUGCCGCCCAGAGCAGCAUUUUGCAAUGCAGUGGAAUUCAGAACAAUGGAGGAUCUGAGGAAUGUUGCAUUAGACUUGGAUAUCAUGAGGAUUCAGAGUCUGUUGAUAUGUGAGCGAGUUCUGGGGCCUCAUCAUAAGGACACGGUGUUUCGAUUAAUGUACAGGGGAGCAUCUUAUGCAGAUGCCCUUCAGUACCAGAGAUGCAUCAAGUUAUGGCAACGUGCUCUUGAGAUACGAGUCGAGAAAGAUACGAUUUUAUACACUGAUACUUGCUUCACCGCUCAAGCACUGGUACGCCUGUAUGUUGAUUUGAACGUGAAGAAUUUGCUGGUGCCAGACAAUGGGAGGGGGGAGGGAGAACCAAGAUUUGAAGACGUUGCAGACACACUGCAGCUGCUUGGCAGUGAACUGGCAUCCGCACGACAGCUCCUGGAGGUACGGCCGGUGCAAAAACGGCAACAGGAAAGCUAUGAUCGGAUACUAAAGUGCAUUACGCACUUGAUAUAUUUACUUGUGGAGACGGCACGCUCCGAUGAGCAAAAGGAGCAGAUGCAAGAAAUGGUGACUGCACUCAUCAGAAGUAAUCCUCGAUCUGCAUACACUGGCGACACGUUACUCCAUCUGUGCGUGUCGCGUCUUAAUACCAUCAAGAGCUCAUAUUACUUAGAUGAUAAACAGAUCAUCUUCCCAAACAUGGAUGUGAUUAAAUUACUUCUGGAAUGUGGUGCCCCAGUGAAUGCUCGCAAUGAAUCUCGCUCUACCCCUCUUCAUGUCGCAGCAAACCCAUACAAUUUCUAUAGCCCAUUGGUACAGCUGCUGUUGGAUCACGGCGCUCACCUGGAUCAGCCGAACCGCGUCGGCGAUUGUCCGGCGACGUUUGUGUCAGUUAAUCCUCUCAAUACUGUCCAUCUGGUGAACUAUGUCACACUGCGAUGUCUGGCCGCAACUGCUGUCUGCAAGUACAAGAUUCCUUAUAAGGGGCAGAUCCCUGUUACACUCGAGACGUUUGUUAGGUUCCACGAAGAAUAAAGAUCUGUAGUGAGUA
Zootermopsis nevadensis is the source of this 2284-nucleotide messenger RNA. NCBI's taxonomy places the organism in Eukaryota, Metazoa, Arthropoda, Insecta, Blattodea, Termopsidae. The record is from RefSeq and is a predicted model, not a curated record.